Messenger RNA from Eucalyptus grandis, 1202 nucleotides. RefSeq names its product blue copper protein 1b. NCBI's taxonomy places the organism in Eukaryota, Viridiplantae, Streptophyta, Magnoliopsida, Myrtales, Myrtaceae. The transcript is spliced from 2 exons. The coding region runs from base 319 to 1026 and encodes 235 amino acids. Gene Ontology annotation, molecular function: electron transfer activity. The record is from RefSeq and is a predicted model, not a curated record. Gene Ontology annotation, cellular component: plasma membrane.
CAGGAUAAAGCGUCCGGACAAUAAGUCUCUAGUCUUAUUCGGAAAAGAAAUUGAAGUCCUCCCACAUUAACCACCCCGACUCCAUUGUAGGUACCACAGAGUUUUCGAAGCUAGCUCACGAAUAAGGACACGCACGGACGAGACUGGUUUGGUAAUUUAAGACGGCAGUGGGGUCAUAUUAGUCGCAAGAAAAGGCUGGAAACAACUCAACCUCCAUGUCCACCCUCUCUCUCCUUUUCUUGUCCUGAAAUCGACUGUUUACUCGAACAUAACAUUCAGCAACUGCGACUUCCUGUGCUCCACGGAUCCCGAGAAACAAUGGCACAGCGAAGGUACGGUUUUGGGCUGGUGACCUCUUUUUUCUGCAUCUCCGGCUGUAUUGCUCUCAUUUCCCUCUCAGGAUGUGCUGAGGCUUAUCAGAAUUACACCGUGGGCGGCUCCCUCGGUUGGUAUGACAACCAAGAAAAGCCUGAGGUUGAUUACCAGAAGUGGGCUUCUGCCAAGAACUUCAGUUUGGGAGAUUUCCUCAUAUUCAACACCGACACCAACCACUCGGUUGUGCAGACAUACAACCUCACCACGUACAAGCUCUGUGACUAUGAGGAUGCCCGGGAAAAGGACACCAUCCUAUGGUCGUCCAGCGAUCCUUCCAACACCGCCACUCACGCCGUCACUGUGCCCGUUCCGCUCGUAAAGGAGGGGCCGAAUUAUUUCUUCUCCAGCGAUUACGACGGCGAGCAAUGCCAGAACGGCCAACACUUCAUGAUCAAUGUGACGCACGGGCAAGGCCUGCCUGAAAGUCUGAAGGACCCGUCGGACCAGUCGCCAGGUCCGGUCAGUCCUGAUUCGGGGGAUGACUCGGUACCCGACACUGUGGUUCCGUCCAGUUUCAACAAUCCCCAAGAACAAAGCGCCGAUGACGAUGAGCCAUCUGGGUCCGUUGCUCUAACAGCUUGGGGUGAUAAGUUCUUGAAUGGACUGCUCUUGAUGGUUUUGGGGACUACAUUGCAGACCCUGAUGAUUUGAGUUCUUCGUACUCUCUGAUCUAUCAAUCAUCCUCGUCUUUGUUUAUUUUUUUAUACAGAUUUGUAUUCAAAAUGUUUACUUGAUGCGCUAUACAGUAUUCUUGUAGAACAUGGAGUGAAAAUGAUUCAACGAUUGUCAGAUAUAUAAAACAUAAGCCUUUUUUUUUUUUUCUAGAA